Scomber japonicus (chub mackerel) is the source of this 1625-nucleotide messenger RNA. Its product is annotated as zona pellucida sperm-binding protein 3-like. Gene Ontology annotation, cellular component: extracellular matrix. Gene Ontology annotation, biological process: positive regulation of acrosome reaction; egg coat formation; binding of sperm to zona pellucida. Lineage: Eukaryota; Metazoa; Chordata; Actinopteri; Scombriformes; Scombridae. The transcript is spliced from 8 exons. The coding region runs from base 1 to 1365 and encodes 454 amino acids. Gene Ontology annotation, molecular function: acrosin binding. The record is from RefSeq and is a predicted model, not a curated record.
AUGGACCGCAACCUGCAGCGAACCUCUACCUUGUGGAUCAUUGUCCUUCUCUCAUUUUGCAAACUCACAGAAAGCCGGUUAGGUUACAGCCGAGGCUCCAUCAGCACAGAAAACUCUCACAGCCCGAGCAGGACUAUUCAGUCUGAGCUGUCUGCUGCUGUAAAGCAACAACAAAGCCCGCAGCUCAAUGCUCAACCUCGACCCGUCGUGGUCCAGUGCCACCCAGAUUCAAUGGAGGUUGUGGUGCAAGCUGAUUUGUUUGAAAGCGGCCUUCUGGUGGACGGCAAACACCUGCGCCUGGGCUCAGACUUAGUGAGAGAGGGGAGUUCAUGCGGUGCAGUCCCAUCAGGAGAGGCGGAAUUCAUCCUACAGGCCCACCUGACGGACUGUGGAACCAAACUCUCUUCGACAAUAGAGAAAAUUAUCUAUUCUACUGUGCUGGUCUACUCACCUGAACCUUCAUCUGAUGGUUUGCUGAGACUGGAUGGAGCAACUAUUCCACUUGAAUGUCAUUAUGACAAGAGAUACGGUGUUGAUGGCAUUUCUCUGCAUCCCAACUGGGUUCCUUUCAUCUCCAUGGCCACAGCUGACGAUCAGAUAGACUUCAGUCUGCAACUCAUGACGGAGGACUGGCAGUUUGAGAGAGGAUCUUACGCAUACUUCCUGGGUGACCCAAUUCAUUUCCAAGUGUCUGUCAUCAUGGGUAACCAUAUGCCCUUACGAGUCUACGUCAACCAUUGUGUUGCCACAGUAACACCCGAUGUAAAGGCAACAUUAAGAUAUGGUUUUAUUGAGCAUUACGGAUGUCUUGCUGAUGCUUACCUGACAAACUCUAGCUCUCAUUUCCUACCAAGAGCCGCAGAGCACACGCUUAGAUUCCAGCUAGAUGCAUUCAGGUUUGACCAGGAGCCCAACAAUCAGGUCUAUAUCACCUGCUACUUGAAGGCUGUUCCAGUCGCGUCAGCUGUCAGCUCUCAAAACAGGGCGUGUUCUUUUAUUGGCAACAGAUGGCUGUCAGUUGAUGGUAAUGACCAUGUAUGUAGAAGUUGCGACAGUUCUCAUCGGGUUGAGGAGCCUCCAUCCACAGAGCCUCCUAAAACAACUGUCAGCACCAAAGCCUGGCUCGACAUGACGGCACAGGAGAGUUUUGUCCAGAACAGCGCCAAACAUCACCCGGCCACUUUUGUCCGUUUCCGGCCUGGAAUGCACCAGAGCAUACACUACAGGCCUCAACAGUCCCCUGCUGGAUUGAUGAAAAGAGAAGCAGACUACAAAGUGGAGAGAACUGUCCAGCUGGGACCUCUUAUUGUCACAUUGCCAAAAGAUUCCACAACAGCACUUUCACCCACGAAAAAAAACACCUGAAACUGAGGAUUGGACUCUAGAAGAUUAAAAAAAACAGUAACUUCAUUCCUGCCUUUUUCAAAGCAGAAGAAAUAUAACAGCAUCCUAGAAACCCCACACACAGCCACUUUGGACAAAACUGCCUUUCCUCAGAGAUGAAUCUUGUCAUUCUAAAUAUCAUUUCACUUGACAUAUGCAUUACCUUGUUAGUAUUUACUGUUAUCGUUUUACUUAAAAUAUAACUUUUGUUACAGUUCUUUCUGCACAAAUGUAACCCUUUU